Penicillium lagena is the source of this 1836-nucleotide messenger RNA. RefSeq lists its product as uncharacterized. Bases 1 to 1836 code for a protein of 611 amino acids. NCBI's taxonomy places the organism in Eukaryota, Fungi, Ascomycota, Eurotiomycetes, Eurotiales, Aspergillaceae. The transcript has 4 exons. The record is from RefSeq and is a predicted model, not a curated record.
AUGGAUGCCAAGGACGCCUUCACCGGCCCCGAACAUUCCUUACCGGUGCUGUCCCGGGCGCCUCCCGCAGAGACCGUCGCUGCCGCCGACCCUGAUUUGAAGGAAUCAACGGCAGCUCCAACACUGGAACCCCCCGCCCGCAGUGCGUCGUCCAAGGUGCGCAAGGCCCGCAAGAACAACAAUGCGUCGGGCAAGUCGACUCUAUUCUGGGUCAACUCGGAUCCACAGUCCGCAGCCCAGGGGACCAAGGACGAGACCCUGAAGCGCAUCCGCUCGCAUGUGAUGUCGGAGCACAACCGGAAGAAGAGACUCGAGAACACGAAACGAUACAAGAGCAAAACCUGGAAGCACCUUGCCUUUCAACCUCCCGCGACGGCGAUCACCGUCGGUCCUCAGCCUCUGCCCACAUCGGGGUCGCUUGAUAAUGAUCAGAGCUCGGCUGUGAUUGAAUACUCGGGUGCACAUAAUGAGCUCAUCCCCGCGGGAACUACAACAUACGCUGCUUCUACCGCAUACCCUUCAUCGUCGAGCUGGGAUGACGAUGAAUAUGAUGAAUCCUCCUCGACGUCCAUAUGGUCCUACCUGGGGCAAGGCGCUAGAGAUCCAUUCAACACUGGGCAUACCCACCUCACAGAUCGGAUGAUGCGCCACGUACAAAGCUUCCUUUGGGAUCUCACCCAAGAAGCCCAUCCAUUACAAACUCGCUAUAAGCCAAAAUUGCAGGCGCAUUGGGCCGGCUUGAUCCAAAAGGACCCGGCGAUUCUACACGCCUCAAUUUGCAUGGUGACCUCGAACGCGGCCAUGCAAAGAGGCGAGUUUCCUCUUACCGACCCGAGUAAACCACGCACCCUGCUCGUGCUGGAUACGCUCCAUCACCGCGGCGAGACGAUCCGCCUGGUCAACGAAGGUCUAUCUGAUCCGGCCAAGGCCUCCAGCGAUGAACUGAUUGCCGCGGUCUCCACCUUGCUAACAAUCGAGAUCGCGUCCGGCAAUCCCGAUUACCUCAAAAUCCAUCUAGCCGGACUGCGGCAAAUGAUCGCAUUACGCGAAAACUUUGCCGAUGUACUAUCAGAUAUCCGCUUUCAGAUUUCAUGGACCGACAUACGGGUCGCUUGUAUGGCGCACGCCAAGCCCAUCUUCCCUUUUAUCCGCGGCACCCGUCCAGAAGGGCUAACUCUUACUCCACUUAACGACGAUAUUGCCCAACUAGCUACACGAUUAACACCCCUGACGAAGGUGCCCGGCAUUUUCAACGAGAAAUUGAUACAAACCAUCUAUGACCUAAUUGAACUCAGCUGGUACGCUGAAUGGAUCAAAGGCAACACAGGACAGAAAGAUAUUAGUGAAGAGACCGAAGAUUACUUUAACAAUGAGGUGUUGCAUGUGGAAUAUUCCCUACAUGCGGACCGCUACACGACCACAGGUCAAGUGAAAGGCGACAACUCGAUCGAGGGCUGCACGCGCCUCGCCUGCUUGCUCUUCCACAACUCCGCUAUCUGGAACUUUUAUCCUUCUCUCGCUCCUCUCCUGCCACAGCCUAUCAUCGCCCUGCGUCUCGCCCUCGCCGAGACCAUUCCGACAGGCCUCUUUGGUCUCUGUCCCGAUCUGCUGUUCUGGAUGCUCUUCAUGGGUGCUGCCUGCAGCUCAUAUCUACCGACAGAACGCACCUUUUUCCUCAGUGAGCUAGCUGCUGCUUCUCGUCUCCAGGGGAUCAACACUUGGCAGGAAGCCCGACCUAUCCUUCUAGGAUUUUUCUACGUCGACCGUAUUCACCUGCCCAUGCUCCGCCAGAUUUGGGAAGAGGUGCAGCGGCAGCACACGCCAAUAGAGUUAUAA